Cornus florida is the source of this 992-nucleotide messenger RNA. RefSeq lists its product as uncharacterized. The transcript is spliced from 4 exons. The record is from RefSeq and is a predicted model, not a curated record. NCBI's taxonomy places the organism in Eukaryota, Viridiplantae, Streptophyta, Magnoliopsida, Cornales, Cornaceae. The coding region runs from base 95 to 793 and encodes 232 amino acids.
GUAAAUUCUUGUUGAGUUCCUCGCGCUAAUAAAAUUCUCUCUAAAAUUUUUAGACUUCGAACUUCAUCGUCAAAACUCUCUCUCUCCCUCUGCAAUGGCGCUUCCAUCAGGAUUUCGUGAGAGGCUGGAGCAGAUGGAGCAGACCAGAAACCAACGCCUCUCUCUCCUCCAGGCCGAAAAAGAGCUACAAAUCAACAAGUCUCAAAUCUUAGCAUCCAAACUUUCCAACAUCAGAUCCAUGGAACAAAGGUGCUUGAAGCUCGAUUACAAGAUCGCAUCGCAACACUUCAUCAUCUCAUCUCUCAAUUCCCAAAUUGACUCCCUCGAUUCCAACAACCUCCACAAUCUGCAACAAUUUAGGGUUUUGAAGAGUGAGGUGGAGGAGCUGGAGGAGUUGGAGAAGGAAAAAGAGAGGUUUUAUGGUUUAAAGAUUCGUGAAAUGGAGGAAUUUAGGGCACAAGUGGAGAACUUUGUUGUCGAGUGUGGAAUGCAAGUGCAGGAACUGAGGAAUAUCGUGAAUGAGCUCAAGUCAAGUUUCAUGGAACUUCAAGGCAACAAUGGAUAUUGGAAUAAUUCUGAGAUAGCUGCUGCUGAGAUGAGAAAAUCUGAACUUUUAGCAGAGAAAGAGAAGUUGGAUAGGAAUUUAGCUUCCAAUUGCCAGAUACGAGAACAGUUUCAAAAGCAGCUUCACAGUAUAUUGAAUACCCAAAAUCAUGGGAAAAGGAAACUAUGCCAACUUCCUCAAAACAAACUUCUUGAACAGAAAACUCCCUGCCCUCCAAACCGGACAUGAAGGUCUCCCCUCAUCCAGCUCUCUGCUUAGUAUUAGAAGAGAAAUCAGUCAACAAACAUUUGUAUAGAGAUUAGUGGCUAAAUCUCUUAUUGAAUUGUUUGCUUUACAAAAUGGUUGUAAAUGGAAUAUUUUGCUACAAUUCUAUGCUUUCAAUAUAACAAAGAGAAAAUUAAGACUUCUUUCAGUUUUUUCCUUUACA